CCAAAGUGUGCAACAGAGAAAAUCCCACUUAUUAUAUCAGCACCUGCGCAUGCCAUCAUACUAAUAAUAACCAUCACUUUCUCCGGCGACAAAACCCUCGCCGGAAAAAACCGAAAGAAAGAAAAAUAGAAUUAAUUAAAUGGACGAGUCUUGGAGAAUGAGAAUGGGAACGCACGCGCCGAAAUUACCGAACCACCCUCCCCGGAGAUCCACCGGCGACACCUCCACCCACAACCGGACGACCCUCUCGGGCAACGGGCACCUGAACCCAGAGGACUUCGCCGACGUCUUCGGCGGGCCCCCGCGAACUGUUCUCUCCCGCCGGUUCGGCGGCGGCAUCCCGAGAUCAGCGUCGCCGUCGUCCUCCUCCGGGGAUUUCUCCUGCGAGGAUGCUUUCCGGCGGACGGAGGCGGUCGGUAGUGGCCGGAAAUUUCCUCAAUUUAAGAUCCCCUUUGGAAAGCAGAGGAGCUUUUACGGCGAUAUUUUUGGCUGGGAACAUAGUAAUAUUAAUAAUAAUAAUAAAAUUGACGAUGAGAGUGUUGUGAGAUCGAGAUCAAGAUCGAAGGCGAGCUCGUCGUCGGCGUUGAGCUCGGAGGAUCUCAGCCCUCUCCGGCCGGCGAUCUCAGACGGCGGGUACGACGACGUCUACUUGUUUGGGUCGAAGCUCAGGCCAAUAAAUGUCUUCCGAAAAUGCCGAUCCAGGCCUUUCCGAGAGGCCAACUAUAACAACCGUAACAUUUCCGAAAUCGAUUUCUUCGAGUACAUGAAAAACCGCCCUCUCGAACCAAGCCGGAAAAAAAAUGCAUCUCCCGAGCUCACAAACACCGAGCCUAUACCAUCUAACGGUAGUUUCGAAAAAUCAGACGACGAAUUGAAAUUCAAUUCCCCUUCGUCGCCCGCAGUUUCAUCUUCGUCUAUUUGUCAUUCGGAGAGUGGUGAGAUGAAAACCCGAGAUUAUGAAAUAAAUGAUGAUAACGAUGAUGAAAGCAUGAGCUCAUUCGCGAUCGAGUUUGAUAUAGGCAAAUGCGAAUGGACGUGCGAGGAAACCAACGGCGUGGAUGAAGCGAUCGCGUGGGUUAAAGAGAAGUCUCGCAUGAACCCGAUUUCUUACCAAGAAAAGUCUACAAAAGUGGGCCAGCACCCAUUUUCUCUCAGUUUCUGUCAUGGUAUCAGAGCCGGUUCUAUCUUGGACCGUGUGAUGACGUACCCAUUGUUUUCUCAUGAAUUUCUGUCAUGGUAUCAGAGCCGGUUCUAUCUUGGACCGUGUGAUGACGUACCCAUUGUUUAUCCCGGUUCUAUCUUGGACCGUGUGAUGACGUACCCAUUGUUUAUCCCCCACGUACCCGUUUAUGGGAGUCUGUUUGUAGUAGGGCUUGGGGCACCCAGCCCAGUUGGACUUGGGCUUUCGAAGGAAUCACAAGUGAGGGGGCGUGUUAGAAUAUCACUUGACAUUGAAAUAAAGGAUGAAUGUGCUGCCGAAGAAGAAACGAACAAAAUAAUAAUCGAUGAAAAGAUAAAGCUGUGGUCUACCGGUCGACAAGCUGACAUUCGGCAGCUGUUAUCAUCUAUGCAUCACAUUCUAUGGCCUAAUAGUGGCUGGGUCACGAUACCUCUUACGAACAUAAUCGAGAGCUCACAAGUAAAAAAAGCGUACCAUAAAGCGCAGCUUUGUCUACAUCCCGACAAGCUCCAACAAAAGGGCGCGACCCUUAUGCAGAAGUACAUUGCGCAAAAAGUCUUUUCUGCCCUUCAGGAUGCGUGGGCUGCAUUUAUCUCUCGGGAUGGCUUAUGCAGUGCUUCAUGAACUAUAAGAGCUUUGAGAUUGUGAUGAGUGAUCAAAUUCAAAUCCCCAUCUUAACAUGUGCAUAUAUGGUUAACGAGAUUGAAUAUUAUUGUUUAGAAUUGUUGUGUGUUUGUAAGAUUUGAAGGAAUUAAGGUAGGAGUUUUAAUUGGGUUCCAUCAAAUGUUGUGAACUUUCCAUUUUUGUGUGCCAAUUUGGCUUGCUUGUGUAAAGAUCUAUAAUAUUUGCAGGUCAUUGAACCGAACCAAAAUAAUCAGUUCGGUUUUUGUUUGAUUACGCGGUGUUUUGGUUCGGUUUUGUUACGAUUAUCGGUUUUUGAUUCGGGUAAACAAGCUCUAAAUUGUGUUUAUGUAACAUUUAUUUAAUUUUAAC
Molecule: messenger RNA, 2173 nt
Organism: Striga asiatica
Lineage: Eukaryota; Viridiplantae; Streptophyta; Magnoliopsida; Lamiales; Orobanchaceae
Source: the annotation of a GenBank genome assembly